This is a messenger RNA of Onychostoma macrolepis, 5465 nucleotides long. It is a transcript of the gene ppp1r18, whose product is annotated as protein phosphatase 1, regulatory subunit 18. The transcript is spliced from 3 exons. NCBI's taxonomy places the organism in Eukaryota, Metazoa, Chordata, Actinopteri, Cypriniformes, Cyprinidae. The record is from RefSeq and is a predicted model, not a curated record. Bases 486 to 4439 code for a protein of 1317 amino acids. Gene Ontology annotation, molecular function: phosphatase binding.
GUCCGGGGGGGAGGGACUCGGAUGAGGAGGAGAUGGAGGGCAGCAGACGGCGGUCUUAGUUAAACGUCUUUUCUUAGGCAAUAUGGUGUGUUCGCCUGUGAUUCUCCCGCUGGAGUUUAAUGUAAUUAUGGGAUUACAGUCCUGCGCCUCUAAAGCCGGUAAUAUUUACUACACUGCCGCUCCGGUUCACGGGACCGAUAUAGCCUCAGUUCAAGGAAUCAAAGAAAUAUGAAUUAACUGGAGGUUUCUUACUCGGUAUGUGUUAGAAAGAAGGUUGAAGGAAUUAUCUGGGCUUUUGUUGCGUCUUUUUGGAGUUAAACAAGUGGAAAGAUGAACGUCGAGCGCGUGGAAACGAGGAAAACUUUAUUCCAUUGAAUCAGGUCAUCCCACACAAUAAGGAUUCCUGUAUGUCCUUGGAUAAAACUGCAUUUCUGCAAAAGUUCUGAUCAGUAAAACAACACUGUUUCACCCAGUACUUCGUGGUUAUGUCUCUCUCUGCUUUACCGGAAUGGAAGCAGCUGCUACUGGAGCGAAAGCGAAGAGAGGAGGAGGAGAGAGAGAGACGAGAGAGGGAGGAAGAGGAGCGGCUGGCCAGCAUGCCGGCUUGGAAGCGAGGGAUCAUCCAGAGAAGGAGGGCGAAGCAGGAUGAGGAAAGAGAGAGGGAGAAAGAGAGAGAUGGAGGACAGCAUACUCCAGAUAUCUUGGGCAUUACUGAGGACAUCGUCACGGAGCAGGCGGACAGUAAAGUCACACUUCACCUCCAGACUGAUCAGACUGGGUAUAAAGUGCAAAAACAGAUAUCCAAAGAAACCAUCGGCCCCAUCCAACAGAACCCCUUCAUUCGUUCUGAGAACAGCUUUAGGAGAGAUAACAGAGGGAAGGAGGUGAUUAGAGAUGGAGAGAAUGAAUAUAAAAAGGCCACCAAUAAUAGAGGGAGAGAAAGAAAUAAGGAAAUGGAGAAUUGGAGAGGACGUGAUAGAGAGAUGUGGGUCGAGAAGAUGGGAAGUAAAAGUGAGGGAAGAGAGCGAGACAGAAGCACUGGGAGAGAAAGCAGGGAGGCAGACAGUAGUGUAUCCCUGUUUUCUCCGGUCGUAGGUCUUCGCACAAUCCAAGCAAACAAUAUUAUCAUUAUUGAGAAAGACAAAAAUAGUAAGGAAAAACUGGAUAAGAGAGAAAAUGAGGUUGAGGAUGAACACAAAAGGAUGAGGAUGGAUUUGAGGGAGUUUCUAGCUGGUGGAGGAAGCGUGACGGAAAUUAGGGCUUCGGAAGUAUUGAUCAUCAAACCUCCCGUGACAGACGGGAGAAGGGAAACAGAGACGGCAGGGAUCCCAGAGAGAGGGAGUGAGCGUUUGGAGAAAGAGGGGAUAUGGUCCUCUAUGCGAAUGACGUCGAGGACGGUCAUGCAAAAAGCAGAGAGGAUCCUGAGCCACAAGGACAGGGGGACUCCAGAGUGUAGUGGUCGGGUCAGUCAGCUGCUUAGUAAGUUCGGUGAACACUCAAAACCUCCAAUGCGCUCCAAGAGCAUUGAGUGCUUCAACAAACCAGGCAAGAACCGGGCCAGAUACAGCACAGGAGACCUGUUUGUGCAGGAGGACCAGAGUACGGAGGAGACAGACACGAGUCCAACAUUAAGGGGUGUUCCCAAACGCUCCUUUAGCUUCUCUGACCGUGUGGUUUGUCAACAGGAGACCAGAGAUUGUGAGGAAAAGACAGAUUUUAAGGUGGUGGAGAGGUCGUUCUCCGACCGCAGGGUCAAAACAAGGGUCACCGAUCAAUCAGGAAGUGAACCAAAGGUCACCAGGCGAUGGGGUCGACCCAAACCUGAUGAGGUGAUGCAUGAAAAGAGACAAAAAGAAAGAAGGGUUGAAAAUAAGAGGAACGACUCAGUUCGUGGAGAGACAGAGGAAUGGACUUCAAAUAUAGACGGAGGAGAAGGCUUCACUGUGGCCUCCGUCAAAAUCCCUGAGGGAGUUGCGUUUGCACGACGAGUUCCUAUCAAACAAGAUGGGAGAGAAAGCAGCUCAGAAAGAGAGAUUAAGAAAGUGAGAGAGGAGAAUGAAAGAGAGAUAAUGAAAGAUAAAGAGAUACACAGAGAUAAGAGGCGAGUGGAGGGAGAGACAACGGUAAGACAGAGACCCAUAGAAUUCCAAACCGAGGCCGAAACAGAAUCUGAAAAGAGAUGGAAUCUGGAUGAGGUAACCACUGCAGCUUCAAAACAACCCCAUGGCGUAUAUAUCCCACCCUCUGAUGACAGUACUAUAGAUUUCCUUGCAGAAAUUCAGUGCCAAUGUGUCGACACUCCCUCUGCGGACUCUAGUUGCCCGACUACAGCCUAUGCUGGACAAGCAGCCCUUACCCAACACACAGAAGAACUAGUCUGUAAAAUAGCAAAAGUCCAAUCAGACAGAGAACUCAAGAGGGCAGGGUAUGUGUUUUCACAUGAAGACAUGGAAAGGAUCUCUGGUGAAAUGGGUAGCCAGGAUCAAAAAGAGCAUCAACAGUAUCAAAGCUUUUCAAAACAAACAACUGAGGAAAUACAUUUGACCUCAGAACCCCCAAAACAAACUGUUACACUGGGCCAAAGCAAACUCUGCACACAAGAGGGAGUCACCAUCCCCAGGACUGUAUUUUAUGGAGUCGAUAUAUCAGCAGAAAGAAGGAGGGCGAGUCUCCCUGCUGGGGAUAAACAAGAUGGAGGACAAGUGGAGAGGAGAGGGAGCUGGAAGGCUGGGCGACCUUUGACCCGAGUGGAGUCUCUGAGGGAGAGAAUUCGUCAGCAAGAGAAGGAAAGACGGGAGGAUGACAAAGAAGAGGGCAGCAGAGAAGCAGGAGGAACUGCGAGAGAACAGGAAGAAACCACAUUACAGACUCUCAGACUGUUUGACGUCACACAGGACGUUAACAUGGCAAAGUCAAGCCCUCAACUUCCUGUUCCUGUUUCUCUGUCGCUCUUGCAGUCAGCUUCGACAGAAAGAGAAGUUGGGGAGAUCUCCAGAGACGUAUCAGAGCGCGAUAUCUGCCCGAGGAAAGCAGAGAGAGAUGUAGAGGAGCGUGGGACGUGCAUCGCUUGGAGAACACAGGACGUUGACGAAAGAGAAGACAAAAGAGAGGAAGAGUUGUUAGAGGAAGAUUACCUUCCUCCCUCUCUUUCUCCCUCCCCACCACUUUCAGAUUCAUUGGACGCCAUGAGCCGAAUCUAUAACCUCAAGACGGUGGGGUCCAGGACUGCAGUGUGUAUCAGUGAAAGGAAAGCUGAUAUGCCCCCACACAGCGGACCUCAGGGCAAAUACAACCCCAUCAGACAAGCACCGUCACCGGACAUCCUGCCAGAAACUGUCAAGCUGUGGAAUCAUGGGAGGGAUGGUAACAAAACCGAGACGAUGGAGUCGACAGGUGUUCAGAUGGUACAGCGGCAGGUGGAACGACUACAGCUGAGAGAACAGGAAGCAGGAUGUGGUUCCCACAAUGACAAAAAGGCACAGCCCAUCAUGGAGAGUUGUCCACUUGAAGAACCAGAAAUUAGGGUAGCUGAGGGUCAGAAGAAACCAGACAUACUCAGAGAGACGCAAAAAUCCCAAACACCUACAAAUCCCAGAUUUCCACAAGCCCAACAGAAAGCCCAAAGACAACCUCUUAAAACCCAGCAGGUCAGGUCAUUCACAAUCAACGCCCGGAACACUGAAUCAACAGAAAACUCACAGAAACCUCCAGAACAAAGCUCUCCGUCGUCAUCCUCUCCCUGCACCGCAUCCCCCUCUUCAUCUCCAUCUCCGCCUCUCUUUUCCAUUAGGAGCGCCUCAGGUGGACCAGGUAAGAGAGGAACGACCAUCACAAUCACCCCUAGAAGACCUACAGGAGCAGUCUCGUCUGGUGGCAUCCCAACAGUGACCCCUGCAGUGCCCAAAGCGGCUCCCCAGGGCCAUAUAACCACCCCUGCUCCCAGCAACACCAAGGAGGCAGGGAAGAAGCGGUACCCUACAGCAGAAGAGAUUGAGGUGAUUGGAGGCUACCAGAACCUUAAACGGUCAUGCUUGGUGAAAAGCAGAGGGACACCGAAAGCGGUGAAGGUGUGUUUCGACGACGCUCAGCUGGAGAGAGUUUGUGAGUACCCUUCAGAAGACUGUGCGCUAGCAUCCCUCCCUUACUCUCCUCACCUGGGGCCGGAGGACGGCGGGAGGGAAGAGGGGUGGCGUGGGGGGGAGCAGGAGGCCGAGGGACAGGAGGAAGAUGAGGAGGAGGAGAGCGCGGCGUUUGUGUCUCGCAGUGGCAUGAAUGAGAGCACAGGAAGGGUUCGAUUCCUAAAAGUGGGUCAGUGGCUUCAAAUUACAUCAUCAAAAUAUAAACAAACCAACAAUAGAAUUAACAAACCCUAUAUUCUUUUAUUAAAAAGAAACAUUGUGAAUAAACUCUUUAGGAAAUUCUGUGACAAAAAUUCAUGAACACCAGAUUUAGAAUUCUGUUAAUAACUUUGAAUUAUUGAAAGUCAAACAGUAAAUGAGCAACAUUCGCACUGAAAGUGCACUAGUUAAACAAGGUUGAUUCCCUGGAUGAAGAAAUAACACUGAUGCAUUUUUUAAAUGCAUCUUAAAUUCUGCUGAAUUACUACAUGUAGAUUUUGCGUGUGUAAACUAGUAUUAGAGAGCUUGGAGAACACACAUGCUUGUCUAUGCAUGAGUGCUUUACAAUGUAAAUAUAAAGCUCAUAUUUUGACUCAUAUCAGUGUUUUUGCUGGCAAUGCCCUUAAAGGGAUAGUUCACCCAAAAAUUAAAAUUAGCUGAAAAUGUACUCACACUCAGGAUGUAGAUAAGUUUGUUUCUUCAUCAGAUUUGGAGAAAUGUAGCAAUGCAUCACUUGCUCAGCAAUGGAUGCUCUGCAGUGAAUGGGUGCCGUCAGAAUGAGAGUCCAAACAGCUGAUAAAAACAUCACAAUAAUCCACACCACUCCAGUCCAUCAGUUAACAUCUGGAGAAGACAAAAGCUGAAACAAAUCCAGCAUUAAGACGUUGCUUCUGGCUAAAAUGAGUCCGUGAUCCAUAAUAACGCUUCCUCCAGUGCAAUUGUCAGCAAAUUUUGGGUGAACUUCCUUUAAAAUAGCAAUUGUAUUAUGUGAUGUUAUAAUAAUUAUAUUAAAUAAAAUUGUACAUUACCUGCAGUUUAGGGUUGUGCAAAAUUCAGAAUUGAAGAACCGACUGCCUUUCGAUCAGUGAAAGAAAGAGUGGAAAUUAUUACUGAAUUAUUAUUCAAUGAAACCCAAUACAGAUAAUGCAUUCUGGGAAAAUAGGUGUUCUUCCAUCCUGGUCCAGAAAAGUGAAUUUAAUCAACAUGAAAUAUAUAAACUAAACACAAAUUUCUAUAGAUGACAUGUCAUAUAGAAAUCUAUCCAUCCAUCCAUCUGAAUCUGGCACAAUCAUGCUUCAGUUAAAAAACAUUAGGCCUAAAAAAAAAAAAAAAAAAAAAAUCAUAAAA